Molecule: messenger RNA, 2567 nt
Organism: Puntigrus tetrazona (Sumatra barb)
Lineage: Eukaryota; Metazoa; Chordata; Actinopteri; Cypriniformes; Cyprinidae
Exons: 13
Coding region: 17-2149 (710 amino acids)
Source: RefSeq, a predicted model, not a curated record
CCUUUCAUCAGUCGCUAUGGCACAUGCUGCUCUGCUUCUCCUCGGCUUGAGCCUCUCCGUGGGUCCAGCCGUAGCUUUCUACGGGGCGUCUAUGAGCUUCGUGCCUGGAAACAGAUACCCAGACGGAGCAGUGGAGAUGCACUUUUACUACCGAGAGUCUGGAAGACUGCCCUGUGAUCCUCAAGUCUCCUGGGUCUGUGACAGCGGUCACUGCGGUGAUCUCUCGUACCCAGAGCCGGCCAUAACGGACCAGGACCGCUCGGGUCAGAUCCUCUGGUGCCAGUCUGAGCGUCACAUGACCUCCAAUGUUACUGGUGGUGAGCCUUUCACUCUGAGAGGGUCUGGUUGCUGCUGGGCAAAUAAUGUUCAUGAUGUCCGCGAAUGGAGGCUUCAGAGUCUUGUUGACCCAAGACAACGUUCAGACACUCGCACUACAAACAGGUCGCCUGUUUCAGCAACAAUACCAAACAUAAGGGUUCCUCAGAACUGUUUUCAAAAUCUUCACCUGCUGGUCCAUGAUCCAGAUGGGGAUGAUGUGAGAUGCAAGUGCCCAUCGUGCAAUAAACACCCUAAAAUAUACCUCGAGGAGGACUCUUGCACCCUGAGUAGUGAUGGCACACUGGACGUGGGACUGCAUGUUUUUGAGUUCACACUGGAGGACUAUCCUGUAUCAAACAUCACCGUGAUGAACGGGGAUGGGAUCUCCUCUGUCAGAAACCCUUAUAAUCAGACUGACGAUGCUGACCCAACUCCACUCGGUCAAGUGCCUCUGCAGUUUGCGCUUGAAAUCCAAGCACCAGUCCACAGUUGUGCACCCGGGGUGAGCAGGCCGACUUUACUGACACCAACUCCCCUACACGGAGAUGUUCAGCAUGCAGCUGUGGGACGUGUUCACACCAUCACCCUCCGUGCAGAGAGCUCUGGCCACAGUAUCGUGGAUUUCCAGGUCAGUGGACCAUGGAAUAUGUCAACAACCUUGAGAAAUGAAAGUCAAGGAAUUACCGAGGCAACACUGACCUGGACACCUCAGGAAUCUGACCUGCAUCAUAAUGUACCCGUGUGUUUUGCUGCAGAGACACUUCAGAGUCAGUCUGAGAUGAGGUGCAUCGUGAUCAUUGUUGCAAAAUCAAGUGUUCUCUCAGGUGAAGCAGAGGUCUUCUGUCAGAAUAACAGUAUCAGCAUCGCAGUAAGCAAAGCCUCUAUGAAGGGGAUUGACCAAAACUGGCUCCAACUGAGAGACCCCACCUGCUCUCUUACUUCCAAUGACACCCAUAUCUUGGGCACCAUGUCCCUAAACACCUGUGGUACCACGAUGGAGGACUCAGGAGACUUCUUGGUCUUCAAAAAUGAGAUCAAUUCUUUUGAGAACCCCAAUGAAGUGAUCACCAGACGCAGUCAAGUUAAAAUAAGCUUCUCCUGCCAGUACCCCAAAGUGGCCAGUGUUUCUAACCACUAUAUCAACAAGAAGUCUGACUACAUUUUCACUGAAUCCAGCUUCGGCUCUUUUAGUUACUCAUUUGAAAUUUUUACUAACGAUAACUUCAGCAGUCGGGUAGAUCCCAGUCUGUAUCCGCUGGAGAUAAAUCUGAUGGAUAUGCUCUACAUGGGUAUUUCAGCUCAUUCUGCUCUCCCUGAGGUCCGGCUUUUUGUGGAGUCUUGCAGGGCCACUCCAGAAGACAACCCAUAUAGCUCCCUAUUUUAUGACAUUAUCAAAGAAGGGUGUAUUAUUGAUGGCACAGUACAGGUUUUUCAGAGCGAUUCAAGAACGUAUGACUUCGGGAUCAAAGCUUUCAAGUUCACAGGCGGCUACACUGAGGUGUACAUCACCUGCUCUGUGAUUCUGUGUGCGGAAGGAAGUUCAAGCUCAAGAUGCGCCCAAGGCUGCCUCCAAGAACCCGCGCGCAAACGCAGACGAGAUGUGAGCAAAGAAACCUCCAGGCAUUACAUCACACAGGGUCCUUUCCGUGUAGCGGGACAAACUCAGCAUUCUGCAGCAGCUUCAGACAAAGGUGAUUCUCUUCAUAUCAGCGUAGGCACCGGGGUCUUCGGGGGACUUUUUAUAGUCUCCAUUGUGGUGAUGGUGGGAUUGUUGGUACGUGCCAAAAAAUCAAGAGCACCUGACCGCAUGUAUCUGAUGUCCAACUUCUGAAAUAUAUACAUAUAUACUUCUUGUUAAAUUUGAUUUUGUUGGUAAAAAUCUACAUUACAUUAUGACACUGUACACAUUGCACAUACAUCAAGUGUUUAUGUUUAAGAAACUGUCAUAGAUUUUUCUGUGUGUCAGAUUCUGCCCAAAGUAAUGAACUUUAUAGGUGCUUUACAUGAGUAAACAGUAUAAAUAUCUUUGAAUAUCACUUUUUUUUCUUUUUCUACCAUUUUUCCUACACUUAUGCAAGGUUAGAAAUUGAUGAAGUAUCAUUGAGUAACUUGUUUAAAUGUUUGUGAGGUGAAACCUAUAUAUAAACUAUCACAUACAACUCAUCCCAGGGAAAAUUGUACUGUAUCAAAAGUAAAAGAAUAAAGUAAAAAACUACACUCUGUAAUAAAAAGAUUUGCUUCAACAACAA